UUAAUAUAAUGAUCAUUUAUUUAUCUCUUUUUCUUUCAGAAAGAAGGGGGAAAAACAGGCCAUGGACCCAGUUACAAAAACUCCUGCUAUUCAAGAAGUGGACGGCUUUUUUAUUCCAAAAAUGUUUUCCCCGGAUGCUUUUAGAGAUACCUUGAAGUACCGGCCGCGAGACGAUGAUGUUUUUAUAGUGACGUAUCCAAAAUGUGGGACAACAUGGGUUCAGCACAUUGUAAUGAGCAUUUUUAAGAAGGGAGAACCGAUUGCUAAUUUCCUGGAGUUUCAAAGAUCGACCCCUUUCUUAGAGAUGACUGGGCCUAAAGCUGCCGAAUUUAUGCUAAGGCCGGGAGCCAUCAAAACUCAUCUUCCUUUCCAUCUCCAGCCUUAUUCUCCCAAAGCAAAGUUUAUUUAUGUCGCCAGAAACCCUAAAGAUUGUUGUGUAUCGUUCUUCCACCACAUGAAGAUGUUUCCGGGCUAUGAAUUUCAGGACGGAUGUUUUGAUGACUUCUUUGAAUUGUUUAUUAACGGAUUCGUAGAUUUUGGAGAUUACUUCGACCACCUUCUCUCCUGGUACGAGCAUCGGAAUGAUCCAAAUGUUUUGUUUAUCACGUACGAAGAGAUAAAGGCUGACACAGAAGCUUCGGUGAUGAAAAUGGCCGGCUUUCUCGGCAAAGAAUAUGUAACGAUGUUGGAGAACGACCCGUCCAUCAUGAAAAACAUUUUAUACUACACAAGUAUUGAAUACAUGAAGAAAAACACCAACAAGCACCUUGCAGACUUUUUGAUGGCUCCACCAGAUUUAUUGUUAGCAGAUCCCAAUCUUCCAGACGGACUUCGAUACUUCAUAACCCACGUGAAAAAUUUGAAUGUUCCGCCACCGAAAGAGAGCACCUUCAUACGUAAAGGUAUUGUAGGAGACUGGAAGAAUUAUCUCUCUCCUGAACAGUCGGAAAGACUGGCUAAAAAAUUCAAAGAGAAAACAAAGGGAACAGACAUCCCAAAACUGUGGCCAGAUAUGUUUCACUAGCCACAACAACGAUUUAAAAAUAAUUGUUAAUUCUGAGGGCUUGUAUUUUAAAUCUGUUUAUUUCUCCCAUGUCUACCACGUUAUCUAUUUAGUUAAUUUUUUGAGUUUUGUACUCGAUAUUGUAAUCGUAUUUUAAUCUUGUGAAGUGCACGUGAAUAAAUAUUUUUACUAUUUC
Molecule: messenger RNA, 1199 nt
Organism: Limulus polyphemus (Atlantic horseshoe crab)
Lineage: Eukaryota; Metazoa; Arthropoda; Merostomata; Xiphosura; Limulidae
Product: sulfotransferase 1C2-like
Exons: 1
Coding region: 62-1024 (320 amino acids)
Biological process (GO): sulfation
Cellular component (GO): cytoplasm
Molecular function (GO): sulfotransferase activity
Source: RefSeq, a predicted model, not a curated record